This is a messenger RNA of Neltuma alba, 2235 nucleotides long. RefSeq names its product glucan endo-1,3-beta-glucosidase 8. Gene Ontology annotation, molecular function: hydrolase activity, hydrolyzing O-glycosyl compounds. The record is from RefSeq and is a predicted model, not a curated record. The transcript has 2 exons. NCBI's taxonomy places the organism in Eukaryota, Viridiplantae, Streptophyta, Magnoliopsida, Fabales, Fabaceae. Gene Ontology annotation, biological process: carbohydrate metabolic process. Bases 658 to 2091 code for a protein of 477 amino acids.
UCCCUUUUUAAAAAAAUAAAAAUUUUGACCUCCCGUACUGCUUCUUCACAAGCUCCUCAAACGCAAAACCAUGUUUAAUUGUAGCCGUUGCGCUUACCUUGAGUGAUCCUCGAUUCGAUUUGGGUCCCUCCAUCCCAUUGAUUCAAUUCAAAAUAAAAAUAACACUGGGCCUCCAUUCGUCAUUUGCUCAUGGGGGUAUUUGUCCUUGCCCCCUGAAGAAUUUUCACAAUCUCUAUCUUCAUUCUUCAUCUUCCCCUUCGCAAGUUUCUUGAUUCUUCUGAUUUUCAUUUCUCUCCCUCCUUCUGCCUUCACUCACUCACUCUCUCUCUCUCCUCCCCCCCCCCCCCCCCCGUCUCCUCUUCCCAUAAAGAAGAACAAGCUCUUGCUUGCCCGACUGUUUCUUUUUUAUCCAAGUCACUCUGCCCCUCUGUUUCUCGUCCCCGGUUUCUGUUGGGUCAUGUAUCUUUCUAUCAGUGAUUGGUUAAAGAACUGAACUUCUAUAUUGAUUCUUAAUCAUCUCUGUGAUCAUUUUUUCUCACUCGUCGCUUGUUUAUAGAAGCCAAUACUAGAAUCGCUUAUUUUUCUCUUGUUUUUUUUUCCUGGUCAUCUCGUCCUGGAAAAAUUGUUGGCAUCUAUCUGGCAAGAACAUUCUGGAGAAUGGGGAAAUUUUGGAUAUUGAGGUGGAUUGUGGUGGUGGGGAUCAUGAGUUGGUAUGUUGAAGGGCUUGGGGUGAAUUGGGGAACUCAGGCAACGCAUAAAUUGCCGCCAGACACGGUGAUUCAGAUGCUGAAGGACAAUGGAAUUCGGAAAGUGAAAUUGUUCGAUGCAGAUGAGUCCACCAUGAGUGCUCUGGCUGGGACUAACAUUGAAGUCAUGGUCGCCAUUCCCAACAAUCAGCUUGCUGCCAUGAAUAACUAUGAUCGGGCCAAACAGUGGGUUCGUAAGAAUGUUACACGUUACAACUUCAAAGGAGGCGUCCACAUCAAGUAUGUAGCAGUAGGAAAUGAGCCAUUCUUGAAAUCCUACAACAAUUCAUUCUUGAACAUCACCUUGCCAGCCCUACAGAACAUUCAAAAUGCCCUAAACGAGGCUAACCUUGGAGACAUCGUAAAGGCCACCGUGCCCUUAAAUGCCGAUGUUUACGAGUCUCCAGUAAACAACCCAGUUCCAUCUGCUGGAAGAUUCAGGGCAGACAUAAAUGGUCUGAUGACACAAAUGGUCCAGUUCCUCAAUAAGAAUGGAGCACCAUUCACAGUUAACAUCUACCCCUUCUUAAGCCUUUAUGGGAAUGAUAACUUCCCUUUCAACUAUGCCUUCUUUGAUGGGGUAACCAAUCCCAUAAAUGACAAUGGGAUUCUAUACACAAACGUUUUUGAUGCUAACUUUGACACAUUGGUUUCUGCUCUAACUGCGGUAGGGCUAGGGAAUAUGCCCGUUUUGGUAGGAGAGGUAGGGUGGCCUACAGAUGGAGACAAGAAUGCUAAUGCAGGUAAUGCCUUAAGAUUCUACAAUGGCCUUCUGCCUAGGCUUGCUGCCAAUAGGGGUACGCCACGUCGUCCUGGAUAUAUAGAAGUCUAUCUGUUUGGACUAAUUGAUGAAGAUGCCAAGAGUGUUGCUCCAGGAAACUUUGAGCGUCACUGGGGGAUUUUCAGGUAUGAUGGGCAACCCAAGUUUCCUAUGGAUCUAUCUGGUCAGGGUCAAAACAAAUUUCCUAUAGGUGCUCAGAAUGUGAAGUAUCUUCCUCAGCAAUGGUGCAUGUUUAAUCCUGACGCUAAAGAUCUUAGCAAACUUGCAGACAAUAUAAAUUAUGCCUGUACCUAUGGAGACUGCACUUCGCUUGGGUAUGGUUCUUCUUGCAACAAUUUAGAUGCUAAUGGGAAUGCCUCAUACGCAUUUAACAUGUAUUAUCAAGUGCAGAAUCAGGAUGACAUGGCCUGCAAUUUUCAAGGGCUGGCCAAACUUACUAACCAGAAUCUUUCACAGGGCAGCUGCAAUUUUAUUAUUCAGAUUGCUCCUUCAUCGUCCUCUUCUUUGAGGUCCUCUCUAGUGGCUUGCGUUUUCAUCACAUUAUCAGUGAUUCUAUUUUUGUAGACUUACAUUUUUUUUGUAUAUACAUCAAAGAUGGUAUUUAUUUGAAUAUUUAUCAGUUAUUGUGCUGAGAUAGUCUGAAUGAUUCUUGUCUGGCGGAUUCACUUAAUAAGAGGUUUCCAAAUUUAAAAUCUUUCGGUCGAUGAA